UUAAGUAUAAUCUAUUGUAUAUAAACACAUAUCUAUGUGUUUGUGUGUUUGUGGCUAUUGUUUUGGUUUUGAUUAUAAUUCUAAUCAGUCUAUCAUUGCAUCAGAAAUGAAGUCUAGUAUUGAAUUGAAUUGAAAAAUGCAUUCAAAACUCAAAACACAUUUUCAUUGAUAGAAAAAAGUGUCUAUUAUUUUGUUUUUUAGUGACCAAAUCGGGUGACCAUAAUAUCGGUAAUAUUUUUGUUGUUUCGGCCAUAUUAUCGGUGAUUGACUGACCUGACCAGACCAUAAAAAAAUGGAAGAAUACGCCCGCGAGCCGUGUCCGUGGCGUAUAGUGGACGACUGCGGCGGUGCCUUCACUAUGGGUGCGAUCGGCGGUUCAGUAUUUCAGGCCAUUCGCGGCUUUCGUAAUGCACCGCAAGGCGUCAAUCGGCGACUACUGGGUUCGUGGUCGGCGAUCAGGAGUCGGGCGCCGAUUAUUGGCGGCAAUUUUGCCGUAUGGGGCGGUCUGUUCAGUACCAUUGACUGUUCGCUGGUCCACAUCCGCAAAAAGGAGGACCCGUGGAAUAGUAUUACUUCGGGUGCACUGACCGGCGCUAUACUAGCCGUUAGAAACGGAACGGGAGCUAUGGUCGGGUCGGCUAUAAUCGGUGGCGUACUUCUAGCACUUAUCGAAGGAAUGGGUAUACUAUUUACCCGAUACUCGUCGGAACAGUUUCGACCUAUUCAUCCACUGGAAGAUCCCACACAAUUAGGUCAGACACCACCUCCCGGUGCCAGUGGUUCAGCAUUUUCCGGAUCCGCUCCUCAAUACCAAUAGAUAUUAAUUUUUAGAAUAUUUAAAAUAAAAUUUUUUUUAAAAAAAAUAAUACAAAUAUAUUCA
Oppia nitens is the source of this 880-nucleotide messenger RNA. RefSeq names its product mitochondrial import inner membrane translocase subunit Tim17-B-like. The record is from RefSeq and is a predicted model, not a curated record. Gene Ontology annotation, cellular component: mitochondrial inner membrane; TIM23 mitochondrial import inner membrane translocase complex. NCBI's taxonomy places the organism in Eukaryota, Metazoa, Arthropoda, Arachnida, Sarcoptiformes, Oppiidae. Gene Ontology annotation, biological process: protein import into mitochondrial matrix. The transcript has 2 exons. The coding region runs from base 293 to 817 and encodes 174 amino acids. Gene Ontology annotation, molecular function: transmembrane protein transporter activity.